CUCGCAUCGCAUCUCUCUGGGAACGGUAUGGAAACGAAAGGUAUCGAAGCUUCUACAAUUUUCGUUCCCCCACCGACUACGUCUACACCCACCUUCAAACUCCGCAGAAUCUUCUCGAACUGACCCACUUCACUUUUUUUUUUUUUAUAUAUUCUCUUCAAAGCAAACACACGCGCAAAUACAAACACUCGACCCCAACUUCUCUGACUACGCCCAUUUUCAUUUUUUCACUUCGUUCAGGCAUUUUCACAAACACCUUGCGAUGGCCGAAGACGGAGUCGUCACACUCUACAACGGCAGCGCCAUCACUGACGCCAAGAAGAACCCGUUUUCGAUCAAGGUUGGCCUUGCUCAAAUGCUACGUGGCGGGGCCGUUGUUGAAGUCUCCAAUGUGGAACAAGCCAAGAUCGCUGAAGCUGCGGGAGCUUGUUCGGUAAUGGUGUCUGAGCCUACUAGACAAGGGAUUAAGCGUAUGCCUGAUCCUUCUCUUAUUAAAAGUAUCAAACAAGUGCUUAAUUUUCCUGUAAUGUCACGCGUACGUGUUGGGCAUUUUGUUGAAGCCCAGAUUCUUGAAAGUAUUGAGGUUGAUUAUGUUGAUGAGAGUGAGGUUUUGGGUUUUGCUGAUGAAAGUAAUUUUAUUAAUAAACAUAACUUUAGGUGUCCAUUUGUGUGUGGUUGUGGGAACCUUGGAGAAGCUUUAAGGAGAGUGAGGGAAGGUUCAGCUAUGAUAAGGAUACAAGGGGACUUAUAUGGGUCGGGUAAUGUGGCUGAGACUGUUAAAAAUGUGAGGUCUGUGAUGGGGGAUAUCAGGGUUUUGAAUAACAUGGAUGAAGAUGAGGUUUUCGCGUUUGCAAAGAAGAUUGCUGCACCUUAUGAUUUGGUGGCUCAGACUAAGCAAAUGGGGAGGCUGCCCGUCGUGCAGUUUGCUGCCGGCGGCAUUGUGACGCCUGCAGAUGCAGCGUUGAUGAUGCAGUUGGGAUGUGAUGGUGUGUUUGUGGGUUCAGAGGUUUUUGACUCCCCGGAUCCGUAUAAGAGAGUGAGGGGUAUUGUGCAGGCUAUUAGGCAUUAUAACGAUCCCCAUGUGUUGGUGGAGUGUAGUUGUGGAUUGGAGAAUGCGAUGGCAGGGCUUAAUCUUAAUGAGGACAGGAUCGAACAGUUUGGUCAAGAUGGCGUGUAAUGAGUCUUGAUUCAAGUAAUGUAUCUCUCUUGUAUGUUAUCAAGUUUACAGUUAAGUUUUUUUAGUCUAAUGUAGAGAGUAUACCUGGUUUUUCUGUCCUGUUGCUUGUUGUUGUGUUUACUUCUUUGUGAUUCUUGUGGUCCAAAAUGUUGUAUGGUGCAUCUCAUUGUGUGGAAUACAGGAAGGAAUUAGAAUAAAAUCUUUUUG
This is a messenger RNA of Pistacia vera, 1384 nucleotides long. RefSeq names its product pyridoxal 5'-phosphate synthase-like subunit PDX1.2. NCBI's taxonomy places the organism in Eukaryota, Viridiplantae, Streptophyta, Magnoliopsida, Sapindales, Anacardiaceae. The transcript has a single exon. Gene Ontology annotation, molecular function: amine-lyase activity. The record is from RefSeq and is a predicted model, not a curated record. The coding region runs from base 263 to 1177 and encodes 304 amino acids. Gene Ontology annotation, biological process: pyridoxal 5'-phosphate biosynthetic process; amino acid metabolic process; pyridoxine biosynthetic process.